AUGCUAAGCCCGGAACGUCGUCCCUCUGUUGCUGAACGGAGGCCCCAUUUUCUCAGUUUCUCAUCUCAAAAUGGUUGCCCACUGGUUGUGCCCCACCUCGCUGGGAUUGAAGACCCUUUACCAGAGUCGACGCCAGACAAAGUCGAUGUGCUAAUUGUUGGAACGGGAAUGGUUGAAAGUGUCCUUGCGGCAGCACUGUCAUGGCAAGGUUCGAAUGUUCUGCACAUUGAUAAAAAUGAUCAUUAUGGUGACACCUCUGCGACUAUGACAGUAGACCAAACCAAGAAAUGGGUUAAAGAAGUGAAUGAUGGCAAAUUUUCAAACUGUUACACAAAUGCAAAGUUAUAUGUUUCCGCAAUAAUUGGGAGUGGUGACAGAGGAUUCAGUUCAAGGGAUUUUGGCCUAGAUCUGGCUCCCAAAAUUCUAUUUGCUAAAUCAGAUUUACUCUCUAUUCUGGUUAAAUCAAGAGUACAUCAAUAUUUGGAAUUCCAAUCAUUAUCGAGCUUUCACACUUAUGAGAAUGAUUCUUUCGAGAAAUUAACAAAUACAAAGCAAGAGAUAUUUACAAACCAAAAUUUACCUUUAAUGACAAAACGUAACCUGAUGAAAUUCAUUAAAUUUGUCCUUAAUUGGGAGGAGCAGCCAGACGUCUGGGAAUCUUACGCAGAAAGACCAAUUUGUGAAAUGCUGAUCGAAAAAUUCAAGUUAGAAAGACCCCAAGUAUUUGAGUUGAUGUUUUCAAUUGGAUUGUGUUACAACAUGAGCGCUAAAACUCCUGAAGUCUUGCAAAGAAUUCGCCGUUACUUGAGUAGUUUUGAUGUUUAUGGUCCAUUUGCAGUGCUAUAUUCAAAGUAUGGAGGACCUGGCGAAUUAUCACAAGGUUUCUGCAGAUCAGCUGCUGUGGGGGGUGCAACUUAUAAAUUAAAUGAAUCUUUGGCAUCUUUCGACCCAAGCACGAAAACGGCCACUUUUGAAGAUGGUUCAAAAGUUACUGUCUCGGAAAAACUGGUAAUAUCACCUACUCAAGCUCCCAAGUAUAGCCAGAAUAUUCCCGAACAAAAAUAUGAAAUACACAGACUCACAUGCGUCGUCGGAAAAAGCUGCGAGGAGUGGUUUAGUGAAGGCGAAUCGGCCGCUGUAGUUGUAUUCCCCCCAGGAUCCCUAAAGUCUGGUAAUCAGAAUGUGGUUCAGGCUUUCAUUUUGGGGCCUGGAAGUGAAGUUUGUCCUCAGGAGACAAGUGUUUGGUAUCUUUCGACUACCGAACAGGGUCCUCGCGCCGAGAUGGACUUGGAUGCAGCGCUGGAAGCCAUGGAAACAAGCAUAGUUAGGGAAUCAUCAAGUGAUCUGGAGAACGACGAGUCCAUUGUUCAAUUUGGACCAAAUGGAGAAACAAUGAUCAACUCCGUUAAACUGGGACAAUCCUUCAAAGAGUACAUUCCAAGAGAAAGGCUCCAGUUUCUUUUGAAGCUUUAUUACACUCAGUACACUUCUACUCCACCUUUUUCAGUGGUCGAUCCAUCAUUUUUUGAUAUCAAUGACGAAAAUAGCAAGAAACUAAUAACGGGUGCCAGCGAUAAUGGGGUCUUGUAUACUGCUAUGCCCUCUGCCGAAAUAUCAUACGAUGAAGUAGUUACUGCCGCCAAAUUGUUAUAUGAGAAAAUCGUGGGAAGUGAUGAUGACUUCUUCGAUUUGGACUUUGGUGAUGAUGACGAUGUCCCGAUACACAAUGCAAAUUACGAAAAUGCAAUCGAGGAUGAUGAUGACGAUGAGGACAACGAUGUAGAUAUGAACUUUGACGUUAACAGGCAGGGAACCACAGAACUAGUUGGCGAAAUGGAAAUAUGA
Zygotorulaspora mrakii is the source of this 1845-nucleotide messenger RNA. It is a transcript of the gene MRS6, whose product is annotated as GTPase-activating protein MRS6. The record is from RefSeq and is a predicted model, not a curated record. Gene Ontology annotation, biological process: small GTPase-mediated signal transduction; protein geranylgeranylation; vesicle-mediated transport. NCBI's taxonomy places the organism in Eukaryota, Fungi, Ascomycota, Saccharomycetes, Saccharomycetales, Saccharomycetaceae. Gene Ontology annotation, molecular function: GDP-dissociation inhibitor activity. Bases 1 to 1845 code for a protein of 614 amino acids. Gene Ontology annotation, cellular component: Rab-protein geranylgeranyltransferase complex; cytosol; cytoplasm. The transcript has a single exon.